Messenger RNA from Trichomonas vaginalis G3, 518 nucleotides. RefSeq lists its product as uncharacterized. The record is from RefSeq and is a predicted model, not a curated record. The annotation marks the transcript as partial. The transcript has a single exon. Lineage: Eukaryota; Parabasalia; Trichomonadida; Trichomonadidae.
AUGUACGCCGCUCAGAAUAUAACGCCAACAGUUUUGGAUGCCAUGAACGGAAAUGUUUCCGAAUGGUAUAACGAAUGCGACAAUGCCAUUAGAAGGUCAGAAAUAGUUCCUGGAACUUACGAAUAUACAACUGCUGUUUCUUAUGGAAACGUAGGUGAGUUUGGAGAAGGUUCUUCAACAACAGUAGAUAUUGCUUGCGACAGGUUUCAUAUUAUUUCUAUUGACAACUCAUUCUUAUACGUGGAACAAGACAUUGAAAUAAAGCCUUCUGCCAAGUUGUCUGACAAGAAAGGUUGCAAUGGAAUUUUCUAUGUCGGAUACCAAUAUGCUCCAGAAGUUUUCAUGGGAUAUAAGAUAUAUUCUAACUCUGACUUAGUUCAAACAGUAACAUGGGCAAACUAUGAAUGGUUCGCUUUGAGAAACUCAGUACAACCACAAGCUAGAGAACAAACAGACCAGUAUGCAAAUAUUGAGAAAAUAAGAAGACUUGACCCUAACGUUCCAGGAGUUUAUGUUAA